AUGCCAUCCCCCAACGACGCAGCUCGCGAGGGCGACCGUCUCCUCAACCCCGAGUCCGAGUCCGAGUCUCUAACCAGAGACAACGAUUCAACAACGUACCCUCCCUCAUCACAGGUCUCAGCCCAGCGGAGUCCCAGCAAGUGGACAACAAUUCUUCCCCCCGGAAGCCUCCUGCUCCGGAUCACGGCGUCCAUGUUCUCCUUCGUAGUCCUCGGAACGAUGGUAUCGACCCUCGGGGUCAUGGUGCCCCAGUUCGAAGACUACUACGAGCUGACCGACCUCGGCGUCUCCUUCGUCUUCCUGGUGUGGCCCGUCGGGUACGUAGCCGCCGCGUAUCUCAACAGCGCCGUGCACCUCCGCUUCGGGCAGCGGGGGAUCGCGGCCCUCGGCCCCCUAUUCCAUGUUAUUUUCACCGCAGCCGCAGCAUUCCACCCGUCGUUCCCGGUCUUGCUCGUCGCGUUGGCGGUUGGGUCGCUCGGCACGGGGAUUCUGGAUGGCUCGUUUUGCGCCUGGGCCGGAGGCAUGGAGAACGCCAAUGUCGUCCAGGGGUUCCUGCACGGCUCGUUUUCCGCAGGCGCGGCUAUGGGCCCGUUUCUCGCCGGCACCAUGCUGUCCGUCGGGGAUCUGCCGUGGUAUACAUGGUACUACGUUCUUCUAGGCGCCUCUAUCCUUGAGGCCAUAAUACUCCUCCUCGCCUUCCGGUUCGAGGACUCGAACAAGUACCGCAACGACCACCAACAGGACCGUCUCCUCGAGACGCAAGGAGAAACUCUUCCUGACGCUAAAAUCGCCAUCUUCAAGCACAGUGUUACAUGGAUCUGCGCCGCCUACUUUCUAGCCUACGUCGGCACCGAGAACGCGAUCUCCGGCUGGAUCGUAGUUUUCAUGCAACGAGUUAACCAUGCAUCCGACUACUUAGCUAGUCUCUCGUCGUCCGGCUUUUGGAUCGGCCAGGCGGCCGGGCGUCUCGUACUUGGAGUUGUAACCGACAGGAUCGGCGUAAGGACCGCGACGACCAUCUACCUGAUCGCCGCUCUUGCAUUCGAGCUCCUCUUCGCCGCUAUCCACGUCCCCGCGGUCUCGAUUGUUACGAUAACGUUGCUUGGAUUCUGCCUAGGCCCAUUAUUCCCAGCCGGUAUCGUCAUGAUGACUCGUUUACUACCGCGGGAGUUGCAUGUAGGAGCUAUCUCGUUCGUAGUGUUGCUUGGCCAAAUUGGAGGCGCGUUGCUGCCUUUUGCUCUCGGGGCUCUAGCCGACACGCUCGGGAUCCGAGUCUUCCAAGUAGUGGUUUUCGCCCAAUUAGUCGCCACACUUCUAAUUUGGUUCGCAUUUCCAACAUUGCCACGGAAUACACUACGUAGGGAACGAUUGGAAUAG
Molecule: messenger RNA, 1377 nt
Organism: Daldinia childiae
Lineage: Eukaryota; Fungi; Ascomycota; Sordariomycetes; Xylariales; Hypoxylaceae
Product: Bypass of stop codon protein 6
Exons: 2
Coding region: 1-1377 (458 amino acids)
Biological process (GO): transmembrane transport
Cellular component (GO): membrane
Molecular function (GO): transmembrane transporter activity
Source: RefSeq, a predicted model, not a curated record